AGGAAGUAUGAUAAGGACGUGGGUGGCUUUCGUGCUGUGUGCUCUCAAAGUUUGGUUUUUCCAAUUAAUUUUGUUCCCCUCAGCUUUUUGUUUUUAUCUUCUGAACAUUAGAUGAAAGACAUUUCAUUUCUUGUCCUGAAUGAUUAUUUGGUGCCCCGUAUAAUUUCAGUUUAUGUCAAUCAUACACCCAAUCCGAAGAAACUUUAAAAGAUAUUCUAUUCAAAGUCAUAAAAUAAAAGCAGUCAGAAAAUUUGUAAAGAAUAGUUGGCAAUACAAUGAAGAAAAAGAAAUCACUUCUUAUAAAUCGGGACAAUUUGAUUCUUAUUUUCCGGUUUGGAAAGAUGGAAGGAAGAGUGAUCCGUAUUUUCGAAAGCAAAAACACCAUCAAGGAAAGAUAAUGAAUUGUCAUUUGUAAGCAACUGUCCUGGUAUCUUCCACGUAAUCGAUCCGUUGCCCUAGAGACUUUGCUCACAACAAACAUUCCGAUGAAGAUCCGGAGGAUUCUCUGACUCAGAUCGAAAAAAUGCCUGAAGAGGAGAACGUAAGAGUUGCGGUGCGGGUUCGACCAUUCAAUCAACGUGAGAAGCAGCGCAAUGCCAAGUCUAUUGUUCAAAUGUCAGGGAACACUACAUUCCUGACCAAUCCAGAUGAUCCAAGUGACCCUGUUAAAAAAUUUACUUAUGAUCAUAGCUAUUGGUCUCAUGAUGGAUUUAAGGAACUCCCCAACGGAUAUUGCGCUCAAGAUACAUCUCAUCCAAACGGAGCCAAAUUCUGUGAUCAGGAAAGAGUGUACAAAGACCUUGGACGAGGAGUUUUGCGAAAUGCGUGGGAAGGAUAUAAUUCGGCUCUUUUUGCUUAUGGCCAAACUGGAUCUGGGAAAUCAUGGUCUGUUAUUGGCUAUGGUGCUAACAAAGGAAUUGUACCAAAAUUUUGUGAAGAAAUGUUUAGAAGUAUAGAAGACAAAAGACGAUCGGGAGACACUACAGAAUUUGAAGUUCGACUGAGCAUGUUAGAAAUUUACAACGAAAUAGUGAGAGACCUGCUGAAUCCAACCGGGGACCGGAAAAGAGGCUUGAAAGUCCGGGAACACCCAAAGAAGGGAUUUUAUGCUGAAGGAUUGCAGAUGGCAUUGGUUACUAGCUACAAAGAAAUCGAACGUAAGUUAAAUGAAGGUACAACUAACAGAAGUAUUGCUUCAACAAACAUGAAUGCGACCAGCAGUCGAGCUCACACAAUCGUUGGAAUCCAUCUCACGCAAAAAUCCCGGAAAAGCAAUGGGCAGGAAACGGCGAAAAGUUCAAUUGUUCAUUUAGUGGAUUUAGCUGGAAGUGAGCGAGCUUCCAAUACCGGUGCUACGGGAGAUAGGCUGAAAGAAGGAGCCGCCAUCAACCAGUCUCUGUCCUGCUUAGGAAACUGUAUACACGCUUUAGCAGAGAGAGCGAUGGGAAGGAAUUCAAGAGUACCAUUCAGAGAUUCAGUACUGACACGACUUUUAAUGAAUGCUUUGGGAGGUAACAGCAGAACAAUAAUGAUCGCAGCUAUCAGUCCUGCGGAUAUCAACUACGAAGAAACUCUAUCUACGCUUCGUUAUGCUGAUCGAGCGAAACAAAUCAAAACGGUUGCCAUCGUAAACGAAGAUCCUACGGAAAAGCUCAUCAAAGAAUUGCGGCAGGAAAACGAACGUCUCAAACGCAUGCUGGAUAAAGGAGCGAUAGACGUUCCUUUGCAACCAGGAAUGUCAGAUGAAGAGAUAAUAAAAUUACGAAAAAAGUGGGAAGAAGAAAUGUAUGCUGCAAUGGCUGAAAACGAUCGGGAUCUGAUGCAGAUGAAACAGUCUUAUGAUGAUAAAUUGAAACUAGCCAGGCAACAAAAAGGAUUUGAAUGGGAUAUAGCUAAAAUAGAAAAAGAGAAGAAAGUCAGACCUCAUUUCACAAACCUCAAUUUUGAUCCUAUGCUAUCUGGGAAAAUUGUUCAUUUGUUAAAGGCAGGAGAAAAUAUCGUUGGUAAAACAGACCAAGCUGAUAUACAACUUCUUGGGCCAAGCAUUCAAGAAAGGCAUGCCAUCAUCAACUACUUGGAGCAUGGAGGUGUGACUUUGGAGAAAUAUCAGAGUGAAUGCAGAAUUCUUUUAAAUGGAGAACCUCUCGCUGCUCGAGCUCUUUUGUCUCAUUGCGACAGAAUUCUGUUUGGUACGACCCAGUUGUAUGUAUUUAUUCACCCAGAUCAGAUGAAAAAGACGGGGAAAAAGUACCCUGAAGUGACAUAUGAAAUGGCCCAAGAAGAAAUUGCUUCGAAAGCUGGAAUAUCUGUUGAUGACGAUGAAUCACUCGACACAGCCCUUCUAAACAAAGACCUUAUCGAAGUUUUGCCCGGAGUGGAGGAAGCGAAUGCCAUUAGCGAAGAGUUGGAUAAAAAAGUGAAAUUCGAAAUAAUGCUUCUAUCUCCACAAUGGUUAGGAAAGACAUCAGGAAAAACAGAGGUGUACGUGAAAAUGCGCAACUUGGAAACUGGAGUCGAAUUCACAUGGCCGAAAGAAAAAUUCUUGAAUAGGAUGUAUGUGAUGAAAGAGAUGUAUCAGAAUUAUGAAGCUGGUGAGGAGUGGGAUGUUGAGGAAAGUCGUGAUCCUUUCAUUGAAGAUUUGGAUACAGAAGUACAAAUCGGAAAUGUUCAAGUAUUUCUGCAACCAUUGGCAUACAUGGUAGAGCUGAAAGAACAACUUGAAAUAGUUGACUACAAAGGGACAGAAGUUGGCAUCAUGAAUAUAGAAAUUGUUCCUUGCACCCCUCAAGGAAAAGAAUAUACGGAACAUGAUGACAUGUUUGUCGAUAAUCCAAAUGAAUUAAUUGGAAAAGACUUGCAUUUUAUGGUUAAGCUUUUAGGCUGUCGUGGUUUACCAUCCAGAUUUAACGACAUAACGUGCCGGUAUAAAGUGUAUCUUGAUACGGAAGAUAACGUCACAGAAGCAAUUUCAGAUACUUCAAAUCCUGACUUCAAUCAUAAGAAAAUAUUCUCUUUUAGACGAGUAACUCAGUCCCUCGUUGAAUAUUUGAAAGAAGGAUAUAUUAUGAUUCAAGUUUGGGGAAAACAAACGACUAGGAAAUCUGCAGUUACUCGAGCUCAAGGAAAGAAUACAAAAGAAAUGUUUCAAGCAGAUUUGCUGAACAAUGCUAAUACGCUCAUGAAGGGAUUUAGAAUGAACGGAAGGGUUGUUGAUCCUAACAAGCAAAGCAUUAUAGUCGAGCUUUUAUUAAUGAAGAAACAACAGCAUCGGCAACAACAAAGAUUAGAAAAUAUUCGCAGAAUGAUUGAUUUAGCAGAAACCCAUAAAAAGAAAAAGCUGCCGGUAAGCUUAGUGAAAGACUUGUAUUCAACAACAUCAGCCGAUAUAGCCGAAGAACUUCUCCAAAAAGUGCCUACAGGUAAUUAAAAGGUAACUGAUGACGCAGAUGCAGAAUCAUCUAUAUGUAUUGUUAUAUAACAUCAAGCCUUAUUAGUACAGUUUCAUUUUAUUCUAACAACUGAAAUAAAUUUUUAUAGAUCAG
Messenger RNA from Argiope bruennichi, 3542 nucleotides. Its product is annotated as kinesin-like protein KIF28. Gene Ontology annotation, molecular function: microtubule binding; microtubule motor activity; ATP hydrolysis activity. Bases 524 to 3427 code for a protein of 967 amino acids. Gene Ontology annotation, cellular component: microtubule; kinesin complex. The transcript is spliced from 27 exons. Gene Ontology annotation, biological process: cytoskeleton-dependent intracellular transport; microtubule-based movement. NCBI's taxonomy places the organism in Eukaryota, Metazoa, Arthropoda, Arachnida, Araneae, Araneidae. The record is from RefSeq and is a predicted model, not a curated record.